Messenger RNA from Alternaria atra, 822 nucleotides. RefSeq lists its product as uncharacterized. The transcript has 2 exons. Gene Ontology annotation, molecular function: protein binding. Lineage: Eukaryota; Fungi; Ascomycota; Dothideomycetes; Pleosporales; Pleosporaceae. The record is from RefSeq and is a predicted model, not a curated record. The coding region runs from base 1 to 822 and encodes 273 amino acids.
AUGGAUCUCACAACUCAAUCACGUGUGGAUUCCAAGGCCAUCAUACCUACUACGCCACAUGUUAAAGCAACUCAGACCCUCGACACAGACCCUGUUCCGCCGACGCCUUCCAAGCCGAAGAUCAAAGAGACCAAACUCGCACUGAAUGACGAAACAGCAGAUUUCACCGUUAUCUGCGAGGGCCAGCGAUUCGCAACGCACAGGAACGUCCUAGAAACCUCCUCACCCUACUUCGCGCGCAUGUUCCGUUUCAACGGCAGCGAGACGAACGACAAGGAAGUACAAGUCCCCGACGUCCACGCCAUCACCAUGAAGCACAUUCUAGACUUCAUGUACACAUCAACCUACCAAUUCCCCGAUGGCGUAUCAAUUCCUUCUACAGACUACUGUAACCACACCACCUUCGCUCUCCUUCACGGCCCAGAUAAAAGCCCGCUGAUCUUUAAGCGCAAAUGUCCUUGUGCUGGCAAGUCGCUGUCCGCUUCUCACCUCCUUAUGCACGUACACGUUUACACGGUCGCGGACUACCUCGGUAUGGCCGAUCUGAAGACAUAUGCACGUCAAGGAGUGGUAGAUGUCUUGCAUGUGUACUGGCAGUACAAGGGUCUGGACUUGGCUGAUGCACUGGAAGAAGCGUUUACGUCUACACCGGAUGACGAUGUGGGGAUUAGGGAUGUGCUUGUAAAUGCUAUGAAAGAGCAUCCGGGACUGGUAGUUGAUGAAGGUGAUGUGGAGGAUUGGUUGGAAGAUCACCCUGAGGUGCGUGAGAGGGUCAACUGGGAUGAUUACAUGAAACCGUAUGGUCGUGGAGAGAAGGGGUAA